Molecule: messenger RNA, 4081 nt
Organism: Leptopilina heterotoma
Lineage: Eukaryota; Metazoa; Arthropoda; Insecta; Hymenoptera; Figitidae
Gene: vret
Exons: 16
Coding region: 180-3659 (1159 amino acids)
Molecular function (GO): RNA binding
Source: RefSeq, a predicted model, not a curated record
UUUUUCGUUUAUUCCUCGCUCGAACCUCAUAAACGACGGAUCUGUUACUUUUACUCAUAUUUAACUUUCAUUUUUUAAACGUGAAACUCAUUGUAAUUGAGCAGUUUUUAACUUUCCGCUUUAAUAUUCGCUUCCGCGAAUUCAUUUUAAUUAAUAUUGGAUUUUAAAAAAGUUCAGAAAUGGCUUACGUUCCAGCCGGUGCGUUAGACCGGACUUCUAACGAAAACGGUCUCAAAGAAAAUCUAACUAAUGGAUUAAGUGAGAAAAUUGAGACCAAGUUAUAUAUUGCAAAUUUGCCACCAGAAUUAAAUGAGGAUGGCAUUAAGCAAAUUUUCACUCGGUACGGAGAUGUCACUUCUAUUUUAUCACUAUCGACAGUCGAUUGGGCAUACGUUACCUAUAGAACACAUCGAGAAGCUGUCCUUGCAAUAGCCAACUUGGAUGGAAAACCACCUUUAAAUUUAAAGGUAGAAAUCUCUAAAGGGAGACAGGCAAGAAAUGUAAAAGAACACACACGAGAAAAUGGAUUGUCCGUUGAUCCAGAGAGAAAUCCUAAUCCUUAUGCACCAGAUCACAGAGAAGCCGAUGUUUUUGUUUCUCGUAAUCACGUGCCACAUCAAAGUAUUCCAGAAAGAUUACGAUCAAGAUACAUGAUACCUUCCUAUGAAGUAGAGGAUGAUAUAAUGUACCCAGUAGAAAGUCAUCCGAGAACAUUAAAUCCAUUUGAAAAUGCAUAUCCCUAUCACAAUACAAAUUUACUUUGGACAAGAGGAAGACUUGCAGUGGCUGAUAAUGGACGACGACAAGUGUACAUGGGACGUGGACUUGCACGUUAUGAAAUUCCUGAUCAUCACCCUCGUUUGGAGGAAAAUAUAUCUGCUUUGUAUGAUAGGCGUUCAAAUGGCUUGUAUGAAUAUGGAGUUGAUAAUUUGAAGUACGAAAUUGGCAGAUGCUUGUUUUGUGGAAAUAUCACUAGAAUGAGAUGCUCAAAAUGCACCUCUUUCUAUUGUUCACGAAAUUGUCAGAAAGCCGAUUGGAACGCGCAUAAAGUUGAAUGUCUUUCUUUACCAGCUUUAACUGGAGUUCCAAAUGCGGUAAACGAUUUACAAGAACGUGUCUCUGUUUUAAAUCAAAGAAAACCAGCAUCACAAAAAUUGAAUUCUGAACAUGUUCAUGAAGAAAAGGAAUCUCAAAAUAUUGAACAAGAAUUGAAACAAAAAUUGAAAAUCCAUCAAGAAGAGGUGAAAGAAGAGACACAAAAAUCACGAAUUGAAAAAAGGGAUAUUGAUUGUCAAUUUCAGAAGCAAUUUUUAAAGAAAGAUAAAUUCAUUGAAGUGGAAGUCAUGUGUCCUAUCUCAAAUUGCGAAUGUUGGAUUCAACGAACAGAAGAUGCUGAAAAAUUCACCGAGUUAAUGGACGAUCUUAAGGCAUCAGAUCUCGCACCAAAAGCAGAUUUAAUAAUUGAUUCAAUGGUUGCUUACAAAUUUUACGAUAUGUGGCAUCGUGCCAUGAUUUUAUCAGUUGAACCAUUGACCGUGAAUAUCAUUGACUACGGCAUUAAUUGUGACGUUAAAAAUAAAAAUGACAUUCGCGAUUUGGGAAUGUACAAAAAUGUUCCCAGUUUUGCGAGGAAGAUUUUCAUUCAAAAUCGAAUUGAGGAUGAGCCAUUGAAGGAGAAUGAGCAUUUAUUCGUUAAAUUGGUAAGCGAGAAUGAUGAAACUGGUGUUCUGAUGGUUGUCAUUCCACAAACGGAGAAAACCCCAUCAGUGAAAAGUGGUCCCAGUUCACAAAAUCGUCGCGAUUCACAGAGCAGUCAUAAAUCGGUCAGCAAGAAUGAACCAAGUCCAAAGAAGCAGGAGGUGGAUGAAUCUCGUACUCAUUCAACAGUCAAGAGUCCUGCGACUUCUUCUCGAGGAGGCAAGAGACAAACGCCAGUUAUUCCCAAGGAACUACCUUGUCCAACUGGUUGUAUUUUGGAUCAUCUCGAAGCUGACGAUAAAGGUCUCAUUGAAGUUCACACUGAACUUGGGAAAAGUAAAUUUUCCAUUACAAUAAUUCCUCAAAGAUUCUCCAAAUAUUAUGAGAAGGUUCUGGUUCAUUUUGGAACUUACUGUGGGAAUGCGUCAAAAACACAAAGCUACACUCCGACGAUGGAAGGAGAAAUUGUCGCGGGUAGAAGAGCAGAUGACGAUUGGAUUCGUGGCCAAGUUUUGUCGCUUGAUACACCAAUAAAAGUAGCCUCUAUCGAUGAUGGUCGGGUCAGUUUAAUCCAGCAUUGCCUUAAAAUGCCAUCCGAGUUUGCUGAAGUUUGCACGUUUGCUGCAACCUGUUCAAUACAAGAUCUUAAAGAGAAGGUUGAAUCUUUGGAACACUUCUCAUUCGUGGUGCUUUCAUCGAAAAUUGUUGACGGUAAGGCAAAUGCAGAAAUAAUGUUGACGAGGGAUAAUAAUACAUCUUUCAAAGCUGAUUUGACCCAAUGGCAACCACCACCUGAACAAAUUGGCGUCACAAUGCCAAAACUGAAAACAAAUACAGAGAUAAUAAUAACUGCAUUCCGCAGUCAAUCUUUAAUCUAUGUACGCAGCCUUGAGACAAGUGAGGUUGAACGUUACAACAGAUUACUCCAGGAAGUAGCGAAAGUUGCUCAAUCUGCUCAAAAAUUGAAAAAUGUUCCCGUGAUUGGAGAAAUGAUUCUAUCGAAAUAUGAAGACAAUAAUUACUAUCGAGCGGUAAUUACAAAAAUAGACGGUGAUAAAAUUUUCAUUACUUACAUCGAUUUCGGUAAUGUUGAAGUUACAACGCUUACCGAUAUGAGAGAAAUGCCAAAUUCGUUGAAACAGCAAAAUUCGGCAACAGUUAGAGUUUCAUUGAAAGGUGUUCCAAGUGAUGUUCCAAUGACUGAGGGUCUCGCAAAUUACCUUGCACAUUUCACCCAAAUGGAGCAACCAUUAAAAAUGACUUUUGAAGGUUCUCCAUUGGACGAUGGUGUUGAAUUGAAAACUGCAUCGCGAGAAAGUGUCAAUGAAAAAGUUAAUCAACUUCUUAAUCCAAAUUGGAAGGAAGCCGAAAAAGAAAAAACUUGCUUCAUGCUAGACACUUUCCCUUGUGUGCGUUUGGGAGAAAAAGGUGAUACAGUCACUGUUUGCCUUCUUUAUACUCAACAUGCAGGAACAGAGUAUUUCAUGUGUCCUCUUGACAUUGAUUUAAUAGCUCACGUUCAAGAAACUCUCCCAGGGAUGCUUCAAAAGUAUGUCGAGUCAACAACCGAACAUUACAUUCCACGUGAGGGUGAAAUGUGUAUUGCACCUUUCGAGGGUACAUAUUAUAGAGCCGCGUGUUUAUCAAGAGGCGUAAAUAAAGCGAAUGUAUUCUUUGUUGAUUAUGGAAAUCUUGCCGAAGUCGAUCACAAAGAUUUAAGAUUCUUCCCCAAGGAAUUUGCAACUCCACCAGCUCUUGGAACUUGCUGCAGAGUUCAGAACUUUUUACCAAAGGAAUGUGAAAAACAGAUUUCACCACAACUUGAAUUGCGAAUUAGAGAACUACUCAGAGAACAAACUCCAGUCAGCAUUAAAAUUAUUGACAUCGAGGAAUCAACUCAAACUUUCUUCAUUGAAAUACCAGAAAUUCGGAGCAUACUUCUCAAAGAAAAUUUAUUUUAAACUCAUUCUUAAAAGAAUCCUAAGAAACGAUAAGAAAAUUAAAAAAAUACUUUAUUAUUGAGGAAAGCGGAAGGAAAAUUACUUUAUUUUUUAUACUGAUUAAAAAUAAGGCUUUUUUUUGUUCAUAUUUUAUCGUGAAAUUAUAUCGCAACAAUAAUUUUAAAAGAGAAAUGUUUAUUUUCUAUUUUGUGGAACGAUUUGAAAAUUUUCUUUUUAUAUAUUAAUUAAAAUUAUAAUUAAGUUUCAUUUUUAGACCUUUAAUUUCUUAUAAUUAAAAAUGUAAGUUUUUUUAAUUUUAAAAACAAAUUUUUUAAUGUUUCACUAUGGAAGGAAUUAUUCUUCGUCACUGUUUCUACAAUACAUGUAUACAUUUUUGAGAAAUAAAUGUAGACGUUCAUUUCAACGUUAUAUAUUCAUAAAAA